AUGAGCAGCACAGUAAAGCCAAGAGAGCAUAGCAUCCAGAUACCCAUGACAGCAACGUCGGUAGCGCAUGUUAAUAGCCUGGUGCUAGAUGCAACUCCUUUGAUUACACAGUCGUAUUCUCACUACCAGAACUAUGCCAAGGCGUUCUAUACUACUCCCACAGUUUUCCAGGAAAUUAAAGAUGAACAAGCCAGGAAAAACCUUGAGAUAUGGCGAAGCUUGGGCACUUUACAACUGCGUCAACCUCGCGAACAUUCAGUGAAAAGAGUCGGUGAUUUUGCAAAGCUGACAGGUGAUUACUCAGUUCUGAGUGCUAAUGACAUUCACAUCAUUGCUUUGGCUUACGAGUUGGAAACUGAAUUGAAUGAAGGCGACUGGAGACUGCGUAAAAAGCCAGGCGAUGAUUUGGCACCGGUGGCAGAGCUGGAGGUCAAUGAAGCUACUAAGUCGGAAAGUGCGACAGACAAGGACAAAAGUAAGAAGAAACGCAGAAGAGGAGGUAAGAAGCAGCGCGAAAAGCAACUGCUGCGCCAUAAUGUUGAGAACAAUGAGGCUGAAUUUAUCAAGUCAGAGGCUACAGAGACCUUGGAGACGACAGCAGAUGUAGUUACCUCCCAAACCAAAGAAGAGCCCCAGCCCGAAGAAGCGAAUAUAAUAAUAAACGAGGCCAGCGAAGAAAAUGUGGCGCAAGACGCUACGUCUGACUUUGAUUCCGAUGACGAUGGCGAUUGGAUAAACCCAGAAAACUUGACCGAGACCAUGAUAAAAGACAGUGGUGAAGACACCACUGGAUCAAACGUUCGUGAAGAUCUCAACGGGCACAUUUCGGAGAACCAUUUGGUACUACCUCAGAACCAGGUUGCAUUGGCAACAGGAGAUUUCGCUGUUCAAAACGUUGCACUUCAAUUGAAUUUGAACUUGAUGAAUUUUUUGUCAGGCUUAAGGAUCAAAAAACUGCGUAACUACAUGUUGAGAUGCCAUGCCUGUUUCAAGAUUUUCCCACUUGCCAAAGAUGGGACGUCGAAGCAUUUUUGUCCAUCGUGUGGUGGCAAUAAUACGUUGAUGCGUUGCGCCGUUUCAGUUGAUGCCGCUACGGGUGACAUAACCCCACACUUAAAGGCCAAUUUUCAGUGGAACAACCGUGGUAACCGUUACUCCAUAGCAAGUCCGUUGUCGAAAAACUCACAAAAACGUUUUGGUAAAAAGGGUUUUGUACAUAUUAAACACGGCCAGGACGUCGAACUCCUGAGAGAAGAUCAGAAGGAAUACGAAAAAGCAUUGAAGCAAGAGGACUGGACCCGCAGACACAAUGAAAAAGUUUUGAACGAAUGGACUGGAGGAGGUUCUGCUGAUAAUUACAUCUCUCCGUUUGCAAUUUCAGGCCUCAAGCAUCAUUCAGUGAAGGUGGGACGUGGUCGUCACGCUAACAGUGUAGGAAGGAAGAAGUAG
Lachancea nothofagi CBS 11611 is the source of this 1449-nucleotide messenger RNA. Lineage: Eukaryota; Fungi; Ascomycota; Saccharomycetes; Saccharomycetales; Saccharomycetaceae. The record is from the annotation of a GenBank genome assembly.